AUUCACUUCCUCUGAGUUCUCAGUUCAUAUAUUGUCCCUUUUGUGGUUAUACUUAAUUAUAUCAUUCAAGCUUCUCGCAACAGUUCACCAGUGUUUGCUAAAACAUUGAAUUGGAGAGCUAGUCUUGCAAUAAUGAGCAUUCAGAUUGCGGAUAGUGCUGUAAAUUGCUGCUAACUCGAGGUGUUGAACCGCUUGCAUUUUUCGUUUGAGAAUUUCCUUGGCACUAAUUGGGAGACAACUCAACUAUCUAACGAUAACAAAAAAUGGAAGAGUUGUGUAUUUCAAUUGCAUCUAAAAUGGUAGAAGAACCUGUGGCACUAAUUGGGAGACAACUCAACUAUCUGAUUUACUAUGAUUCCAACUUAGAAAGUCUAAAAGAUGCGCUUAAAAAGCUUGAUGACAAGAAAAAUGAUGUGCAAAGAUCUGUGGAUGCUGCAAAAAGGAAUGGUGCAACCAUCAAAUAUCAAGUUCAGAGCUGGUUGAAGGUUGUAAGCAAAGUAUUUGAUGAAGCGAAAGAACUUGAAACCAAAGUCAACAUGCAAAGGCGGUGUUUGUAUGGAUUGUGCCCAAGUUUGAAAUCGCGGUAUUCUCUGAGCAGGAAAGCCAAGAAGAUUGCUCAGCAUGUCCUUGAUCUCAAACUAGACGAAGGACUGAGUAAUAAUGUUGCCAAUCCUGCACCUCUGCAACAACUAGGGUCCAUAAUCUCUAGUGAAGGUUUUAAGGGUUUUGAAUCCAGAAAAGCAGUCAUGAAUGAUGUGCUUAGUGCUUUGAAGAAUGAAAAGACAAGAAUAAUUGGGAUUUGCGGGAUGGGAGGUGUGGGUAAAACCACAAUGCUGAGAGAAAUCAACAAGAGAUUAGAAGGAACAAGUCUAUUUGAUGAUGUUGUGAUGGCAACUGUCUCCGCAACUGUUAACAUUAGGACAAUUCAAGCUGAAAUUGCAGCGCCACUAGGUAUGAAAUUGGACGAGGGACCUGAAUCUAUAAGAGCACAAAGGCUAUAUGAGAGAAUCAAGGAUAAAAGAAUCCUAAUUAUAUUAGAUGAUGUAUGGACAGAGCUUAAUUUACAGGAUGUAGGAAUCCCUUUUGGUGUUGGACCUACAACUAAUCAAGUUCAUGAAGGGUGCAAAAUUUUGUUGACAUCUCGAAAUGAAGAAGUUUGUAAAGUAAUGGGGUGUAAAAAAGAUGACAUUUUUAGAGUCCAAGAAUUAAAUAAAGAAGAAUCAUGGGAGCUUUUCAGGGCGACUGUAGGUGAAUCCUUGGACAAUAAUCCUGAUUUGUCUCAUGUUGCAAAAUUGAUUGUUGAUGAAUGCAAAGGUUUACCCAUUGCUAUCAUAACUGUUGGGAAAGCGCUUCUACCAAGUAAUGGCAAGCAUGAAUGGAAUACUGUCUUGCAAGAACUGAAAAAUUCCCUCCCUGAAAACAUCCCUGGAAUGGAACCUGAGGUAUAUUCUUGCAUAAAAUUGAGUUAUGAUAAAUUGGAUAGUGAUGAAGUCAAGUCAUGCUUUUUACUUUGUUGCUUAUUUCCAGAAGAUUAUGAUGUUCCGAUUGAGUAUUUGGUGAGGUAUGGGUUGGGUCAAGCAAUUUUUAGAGACACUAACACAGUCGAAGAUGUAAGAAACAAAGUGCAUUCUUUCGUUGGACAACUAAAAAGAAGGUAUUUGUUGCUAGAUAGUCACAAGAAAGAAUGUAUCAAAAUGCAUGACGUAGUUCGUGAUGUUGCCACAUCAAUUGCCACAAAAUAUCCUCACAGAUAUAUUGUAAGAUCAUUUGAUGCUAUAGGUGGAGGUGGAGCAUGGCCAGGAGUACAAAAAGUUACAAACCAAGAACAUUGCAGUGCAAUUUCGUUAAUUGGUGCUAAAUUACAUGGAGAUAUUACUGAUGGUUUGGAGUGCCCAAAACUUGAGCUUUUACAACUGAAAAAUUCCUCCUGGAGUUCAGAGUUAUCCAACUACUUUAAAAGGUUGAGAGAACUCAAGAUUGGAGAGUUUGGAGAUACUCAGCUUUGCUCACUCUGA
Prunus persica (peach) is the source of this 2015-nucleotide messenger RNA. RefSeq names its product probable disease resistance protein At1g15890. The transcript has 4 exons. The record is from RefSeq and is a predicted model, not a curated record. Bases 264 to 2015 code for a protein of 583 amino acids. Gene Ontology annotation, molecular function: ADP binding. NCBI's taxonomy places the organism in Eukaryota, Viridiplantae, Streptophyta, Magnoliopsida, Rosales, Rosaceae.